Messenger RNA from Sporothrix brasiliensis 5110, 891 nucleotides. RefSeq names its product class II aldolase/adducin domain protein. Lineage: Eukaryota; Fungi; Ascomycota; Sordariomycetes; Ophiostomatales; Ophiostomataceae. Gene Ontology annotation, cellular component: cytoskeleton. The record is from RefSeq and is a predicted model, not a curated record. The transcript has a single exon. The coding region runs from base 1 to 891 and encodes 296 amino acids. Gene Ontology annotation, molecular function: actin filament binding.
AUGGCUCCGUCUGCUGUCAAAGCGGACGGCGCAUCGUCCAAAACCGAGGGUGCAGUCUCUGCUGCCGACGUGUCCGGCGACCCAACUCUUGCGCACGUCAAUGAAGAGUAUGGCCGCCCACCGGUAUUCACAGACCCGAUCAAGUACCGCUCGUGGCUCAAGCACCGCCUUGCAUUGGCCUUCCGCAUCUUUGCAAAGCACGGCUUCUUGGAGGGCAUCGCCGGACACAUUACGGUGCGCGACCCCGUCGACCCGUCCAGCUUCUGGGUCAACCCGUUUGGCACGCACUUUGCCCUGAUCACAGACGACGAUCUACUGCGGGUUAGCCAUGACGGGCAGGUGCUCGAGGGCGGCUCCAACAAGAUGCUCAACUACGCCGCGUUUGCCAUCCACUCGGAAAUCCACAAGGCACGGCCGGACGUACAGUGCGCGGCACACUCGCACUCGCUGUACGGCCGCGCCAUGUGUGCUACCGGGCGCACACUCGACAUGCUGACGCAAGACUUUUGCAUCUUUUACGACGACCACGUGGUCUACCCCAACUUUGCGGGCGUUGUGCUGGCGACGGACGAGGGUCGGCGCAUUGCAGAGGUCUUGGGUUCCCGCAAAGCCGCCUUUCUCGGCAACCAUGGCAUCCUGACGGCGGGUGCGUCGAUCGAGGCGGCGGUCAACUGGUUCGUCCUCUUGGAAAAGUGUAGCCGGGUGCAGAUGAUUGCGGAGGCGGCCGUUGGUGGUAGACGGAAUGAACUGACCACGAUCGGCCCCGAGGAAGCGCUCAACUCCUGGAAGGCGAUCGGCACAUCAGAUGCAGGGUACUUUGGUGGGCUGCCACUCUUCCAAAUGGCCGAGAAGGAAUUUGGCGAGAGCACGUUUCUGGGACGGGGAGUGUGA